This is a messenger RNA of Mya arenaria, 1649 nucleotides long. RefSeq lists its product as uncharacterized. The transcript has 4 exons. NCBI's taxonomy places the organism in Eukaryota, Metazoa, Mollusca, Bivalvia, Myida, Myidae. The record is from RefSeq and is a predicted model, not a curated record. The coding region runs from base 483 to 1001 and encodes 172 amino acids.
CACGCUGCUAGGCUGGUGCGCAAGUUGAAGUGACUCGAAUAAAUAUAAUCUUAUAGUCGUAUGGUGCAAACUAUUGUAACCGUUUACUCAUUAAACCUUGCAAAAUUAGUGCCUCUCAGUUGUUGUUGGAAAACCAUUAAGGCAACAUAGGCUAGCUAUUUUUGACGACUUGUCUUGUUUAACAUUCCCCUGCGCUGCUUGUUUUUGGGAUUCUACGCACUAGACGAGUGGGACGGCUGGAAUACAUGUGCCUUCGCUCCUAGGUCUGGAUAUCACCUGUUGUUCAAACAUGUAUUCUAGGCUGUCUCUGCAAGGUACUGUAAUUUUUGCGUUUAUCUUGAGUGAAAGAGUUCUCCUGGAAUAAAGCUUGGAUAUUCAUGUUUUGAGCUGUAUAAAUAGUGUUUAAGUAUCUUGUUUAGAAAACUGUGCUCAUUGUUUCUGGAAAGACAUCGGGAUUUUGAUGAGCACGGUCUCAGGCAACCAUGCCUGCCGUAGAUUGCCCUAUCAAAGGGUGCGACUACCAGACUCCUGACCAGGAACCAACUAUUGUGGCCGCCCUCAUAACAGCUCACAGGGCUACGCACACUUCGCUGAACACUGCUCCGACGGUUGAAAAUGUAGAUGCAGUACUCGAUGAUUACCACAGGGGGAGUGAUCCUGCAAAUCAUCCCAGCGUCUCGAGUUAUAAAAAACUUCUAGAGCAUACAGCCACUCCGCCGACCGAUGGAUGUGUUUUCGGGGAAAAGCCGAAAGCUCACGUGGUUCAUUUCGAGAUCAAGCCCCUGCAGGAGCCCCAAAUCUCUACCGCCCAGAACCAAGACCCUGUCACUGCUGCAAAUUCCACCCAGAAUGAUGUUGUAGCUGAUGCUGAUGAUAACAGUCGGUGCAACAAGUUUAACUCGUGUUGGAAGAAAUUUGCAUUUCUUUUUGCGAUCGGUGGAAUCGUUGUCCCGUUUGCUGGUUUAGUUGUAACAAUAGUGUAUAUUGCUUUCGUGUGGUGAUAAUCAUAGAAAAAUCUUGUACUUCUCAAUUUGAUUUCAGUCGUAACACUUGAACUGUGUAACAUUUGUACAAUUAACAGCAUAUUCUGUUUUAAAAGUCUCACUGCUGUAUCAAUAGGAAGCACUAAAACCUGUAAAUAUAACUAUAGACAAUAAUAAAAAGAUGAUAUUGUUAGGACUAGCAUUUUCCCUCACACAAUGCUUUGGAAUCUAGUAUCUCAUGAAUUGUCAGAAAUGUUUCCAUUUAUUAAAAGCUGCACACUCACACUACACUAUCUUUACAACUUUUUUUAUUUUUUGCCUUAGAAAGAGCAUUUCUUUUUGCGUAAAUAUCAGCAAACCAAUGAUAAGAUUGCUGACAAAAAACAGAUCGUAGAUUUUCAUAUUUUCGUUCCAAAAUUAAUGUCUUACUAACGUUACUAGCGGUUUAAGAAAAAUGCAUAAAACAUCAAUUUUUAAACUUAAAUAUAAAUCUUUGCGAUCUGCUUUUUUGUCAGCAGUCUUAUAUAACUGGUUUCCAUGGACUUUUGCUAAACUUGGCUCGUUCCAAGACAAAAAAUAAAAAUGUUGUCAAAACGUUCAAUCUGUGAGAGUGCAGCUAAAAAGGGGCUAUGCACCGUAUGAUGAAAUAGAGAAAAAAAAAGAAAA